Molecule: messenger RNA, 2388 nt
Organism: Ilyonectria robusta
Lineage: Eukaryota; Fungi; Ascomycota; Sordariomycetes; Hypocreales; Nectriaceae
Product: topoisomerase II-associated protein PAT1
Exons: 2
Coding region: 1-2388 (795 amino acids)
Biological process (GO): deadenylation-dependent decapping of nuclear-transcribed mRNA; P-body assembly
Cellular component (GO): P-body
Molecular function (GO): RNA binding
Source: RefSeq, a predicted model, not a curated record
AUGUCAUUCUUUGGCUUCGAUGCAACAGGCCGUCAUAACACGACGGCCCCUGGGUUUUCCCAGGCCCACGACCCCUUUGCCGGUCUUUCUGGCAGGGAUGGCGAUGGCGACGAUGCUCUCGAUUUCGAAGACACCUACGACGGUCUCGGUGACCAGCUCGACGAAACUGGCGAUGCGUUCAACGACGACACUUUCGGAGACAGCGGGCCUACUAACAGGGUCAAGCCUGGCAAGGACUUUGACUUCUUUGGUCAGACAGCCAAGGUAGCCAACGCGAUUGAGGAGGAGCACCUUCGAUACCAUCGCCAGCAGCCUGCUGCGAGGCCUUCUGUCGCUGCCCAGCCUGCUGCCAACAUGCAGCAAUAUUACUCGAGCCAGCCAACUCAACGGCCCGCGCGCACUGGUUAUGAGAAAUACCAGGACCCCGAGCCGCUCCCCGAUCUGCACGUCGACAGAAGUAUCUGGGGUAUCGGACCUGCCAAGCCAGCUGCCCAAGCCUCGCCCGCUCUCCAAGUCUCGCAGCCCGCUAGCCGCAAGGUCAUGAGUCUCGAGGAAGUCGAGGCCGCCAUGCGAGCGCAGCCAAAGCAGCCAACUCCUCAGCCCCCUAUUGCCGAACUUUCCUACGCCCAGUCUGGCGGAUACCCGACUCCCCAGCAACAGCAUGCCCAGCCUCAUGGACACGGACACCCGGUGACAAUCUUGCAACGGCCCCAGAACACGCAGUCUAAGCCCACACCCCCUGCCCAGGCAGGGCAGGCCCCGCCGCCUCGACAACAAGGAGCUUCGCAGCCCACGCAGAUCUUGCAGAACCCCAACCGCCUUUCUGGCGACGCUACUCAGAUGGGAGCUCCUGGCCACCAGGCUAAGCUCUCUCAGGGUGCCCUCGCUAACCUGGCUCAGCUUCAGCAGCAUCCCCAGAUGAUGCAGAUGUCAGAGGAGGAAAAAGCUGCCUUUUUGGACCAGGAGACGAAGAGGGCCAAGCGCAAUCACAAGAUCUGGCUCCUAUCGAAAGACAAUGGCUUGAUGACUCCCCAGGACAAGAACUUCAUUACUCGAAUUCAGCUCCAGCAGCUCGUAUCCGCUACAGGUAACCCUGUCGAAGGAUCUGACGCAUCCAUUGCCGAAGAUUUCUACUAUCAGGUGUACAGCCAUAUCCGAGCCGGUCAGCGUCAGAACCCCAGCCAGCCGCUCAGCAACUUUGCCCAGACUUAUCUCUACCAGACUGGUAGCCGCCAGGGUGGAAUGCGUCGCCAUGGCCGUCCGGCUGAGAACCACUUCCAGCGCAUGGAGCAGCAGGUUCAGAGAGCCGUCGAGGCCGCCAAGAACAAGCCCAAGAACCCCCAGCUAGUCAUUGCUGGAAGCUUGGGCAAGAUUUCUUUCAGCAAUGCCAAGACGCCCAAACCCCUGCUCAGCAUCAAGCGCACCGAGAAUGAAGCCCACCGGCCAACCGUUGGCAAGAAGGGUGGUCUAGACCGGAAGACGAUCCUACGUAACGUGGAAAAGGUCUACCAGACACUGAUGCAGAUUGAGGAUCACGUCCGCCUGAUUCCACCCCCCAUCACCAACCCGGCCGACGAGGAACUUCAGAACAAGCACAAGGAGUGGGCAACUAUCCUUGAGUCUUACAACGCCAAGCUCUGGCAUGAGCUGAAGGUCCACGAGCCCAUCGGUGCCACUGUUCCUCACCCCUUCAUCGCGUUCUUGUCUUGUGCAAAGGGCGAAAAGGCUAUUCCUCGACUCUUCCCCCACUUGUCAUUCGAGCAGCGAACCACGAUCCUCACCAUGAUCAUCUAUCACCUUGACCAGCUGGAUGUUGUGCAGGGAGCGGCCAUCAUCCCCGGUGAGACUACGACGCUCAACGCGAGGAUGCGGGAGAAGAUCGAGCUCUUCAUCUCUACUGUGAUGCCAUCCCUGAUGCAGUACUUCAACGAUACUGGAUUGGAUAUCGUUGACGGUGUCCUCAACCUGAUUGCUACUAAGCUUAAUGUCGACCUUAUUGCUAGAUCGAGAAUCGGCGUCUCCAUGUUGACUCUCAUCCUUAGCCGCGCUGUGCUUCUGAAGCAGACUGGUGCGGGUAAUGCUGAGCAAUGGGAGAAGUGGGAUCGUACUUUUGAAACAUUGUUUGCUCGACUUGAGCCAUCGCUACCUUACAUUUUCCCUGGUAGCGUUAAUACCGGAGAGGACGUCUACGUCUGGCAGCUCCUUGCUGCUAUGGGUGUCAGUGCAACCCAUGACCAGCAAACACGGCUGGUUCUCGCUGUCAAGGAUCGCGUCCUAGACACUGUCACUCUCUCCAAGACCCUGCCGCCGGCCAUGGCGGCCGACCGUCUCAGCAGCGUGAACCUAUUCAUGCGCUCCAUCGGAUUGGACGUGGAGCUGCUGCAGUAG